Molecule: messenger RNA, 4347 nt
Organism: Mytilus trossulus (common blue mussel)
Lineage: Eukaryota; Metazoa; Mollusca; Bivalvia; Mytilida; Mytilidae
Product: CD9 antigen-like
Exons: 8
Coding region: 382-1056 (224 amino acids)
Cellular component (GO): plasma membrane
Source: RefSeq, a predicted model, not a curated record
UAACAAUAACAGAUAUAUUUGAAAGAUAAAGACCCUCAAGAGAAUAUGUAUUAGAUUUGUAUCGCCUAUACACAUACAUUCUAAAUUUGAAUGAUAAGUGUAACAGUGCCGAGAUUAUUUCUGCAUAAUUCAUAAGCUAUUAGUUCACUUCACCAUUAUAAUUUUGCCAUAAUUAUUUAUGAUAACAUUAAACAGGCAUUUGCGUCGGUGUGUAUUUGUUGACCGCAGAUCUGCACCAGUGUUACGGCUCUGAAUCCCCGUAGUUAUUGACGCGAGAACGUUUCGCUUGAUCGUGUUACACAGGUAGCUGGGAUAUAAUUUUCAAGCAGUUAGUGUGUUAUUCUAUCCAUUUUUUAGGGAUUUUAGACUAAAUUUGCAAUCAUGCCGCUCGGAAGUUGUCAUACGUGCAUUAAAUAUUUAAUGUUUGGAUUUAACUUUUUAUUUUGGUUACUAGGAUGUGCUAUGUUAGGAGUUGGAAUAUGGAUCCUAGUUGAUGACGAGUUUGACAAGUACACCGAUGGAAUAGACGAGUUUUCCCUUCUUUAUACCGCAGCCUAUGUUGUUAUAGUAGUUGGUAUUAUUAUAAUGGUGAUAGGCUUUUUAGGAUGUUGUGGAGCUAUCAGGGAAAAUCAGAUAAUGUUAGUUUUGUUUUUCGCCUGUCUAUUUAUCAUAUUCUGUGCUCUACUGGGAAUAGGAAUUUAUAUGAUUGUUGCCAAGGACGGGUUCCGAGUUGUAGUCUCUGAAGUUCUAAAGAAGAAGGUUGCAGACACCUGUGCUGGCGAUGAGGAAGCUACAAACUUCAUGCAAGUGAUCCAGGAUAACUUCCGAUGUUGUGGAGCUGACGAUUUGACAGAUUAUUCACCAACAUCAUGUGCUCAUCCAAUGAUCUGUGAUGCCAUUUUCGAUACUCAUGGUUGUACUGCCGUAUUUUCUGAAUGGAUAAAGAAGAAUUUUGUUGUAGUAGCUGGUGUACUGUUCGGAAUAGCACUUAUUUUGAUCUUAGGAAUGGUGUUUGCCAUGAUUCUGUGUUGUGCUGUCAGGGAUAUCCAUGCAUAAAGUUAAUAACAGCCAACCAGAAAGGAAAAGCAAAGACAGAAAUAUUCAGAAAAAAAGUUUAGCUGUAAUACUGUUGCCUUUCGAAAUAUAAAUGUUUUAAAUAGAUUAUAUGUAUACAUACCUUUUAUAAAAUCAUGCAGGAAAUAAAUGUGUUUUUUUUGUGAAUAUGGCAAGACUUUUUUUUAUCUCAUUCUUUCAUGUAUGAAAUUAAAAAGAAUUAUAUUUUUCUAGUGCAUUUGUUUUAUUCUCACAAAGGGCUAAUUUGGGUAUAAGUUUAUAUGUAAUACAGAAAAAUAACCUUUUUAAGGUGGUGCAACGUCAAUAUUAAAAAAAAUAUUUGAAUACAAUUACCAUAGCAACACCAAAUAAAAUGUAUAGCUUGUGUCUCAGUCAUCGUCUGAUUGAGAUAUAUUUAGGUUUCAAAAUGACACUGGUUUUAGUUUAAACUUGUGUUGUACAGUCUGAAUUUUGAAAACAAAUUUAGUCUAAAACUGAUUAAGGUUUUUAAAUCAGUCUUAUUAUCAAUCUUUUUGGUUGGUGUUAACUAUACAAAAAGUUCUUGCCAUUUUACAGUCUAUCAAACGUUCUGCUGUAUAUGAAAGUAUGUGAAAUAUCAAAGGGCAGUUUCAUGUUGUUGAGUAUUUCUAGUUGAAUGAGAUUUUUUAUCGUAUCACUGUACAAAUUGUAUGAAUAUGUGUAAGUGCUUCGUUUAUUUUAUACGUAUACAUGUAGCAGGUUUUUUUUACGUUUGUACAAUAAUAAUUUGUACAUUUUGUAUAUAUAUAUUUAGCACUAGUUGAUGUACAUGACUAAGACAUUGGUUCAAUCUGCUUUUGGAUAUAUAUACUUGGAAUUUGACUAACCUUUUAAGUAUCUACAAAGUGGGUGGGUAAUUAUUUUUUUAUACAUGAAAAUAGCAUUUAAACAUUGGUUGAAUAUUUUUGAUUAUGAUGUUUUCAAAACAUGUUUUGAUUUUGAUUUUCGAAAAUAUGCCUAGACUACUAGGAAUUUGACUUUCUUUAAUCAUGCAGUUGCUACUUAUGAUAUGCAAAAUGCUGAUUUCAAAAUAACUCGUUUUUGAAUAAAAGUUCAAAAGAUUCAGAUUAAAACUAACCAUUAAUGAAUUAAAACCAACAAAACAUUGGAACCAAACACACUUUAUUUUUUUGAUAUAAAGGUUGUGUACAGUUAUGUUCAUUGUAUAUUGAUUUGAAAUGUACAUAAAUAACACUUAUAAUUCAUACCUCUUGAAGUAUGGCAGCAUUUUGUCUUAUUAAUAACCAAAUUUAAAUGUAAUUUUCAAACCUUCAUGCUUAUAAGCAAGAUUAUGAAAACUCAAAAGAGGAUGAGUAAAUUCAUUUUAUUUGACUUAAAGUGAAGCUAACCAACACCAUCUUCAGAAUAGGUAAUUGUGACUCUUAAAAGAAAGUGUAUAUGACAAUGUUGAAUUAAGGAAUCAGAGAUUGUUUUGGGGGGGGAAAACAAGUUAUAAUGGUUUACUCACACUGACUCUUCCUAUAUCUAUAGGUGGUGAUAAUGUGUAUUUUCAAAUGUGUCCAAAUAAUUUAUCACAAUCGCAAAUAAUAUGAAGUUUAAAUUCAAUAAAAAAAAAUUGAUAUAUGUUUAUAUCUUGAAAUGGUACAAAUACAUGUAGAUGAUUUGUAGAGUUCCAAAAAGAUACAAAUCACGAUUUUAACUUGUUUUCUAAGUUCACAACAAAUUCAUAGAAAGAUAUCUCUAACUAUAUUAUAUGGAUUGCUUUAGAUAUGUAUAUAUAUAAACCUUGUUCACUGCAUUUGUCAAUUUUGAUCUUAGAUGUUUAAUCCUGGAGUUUUAUAUUCAAGUUUUUAAAGUUACACAAAGUAUGCUACUUGUUUUUAUUUAAAGCUGAUUGUAAGUAUAUUUUAUGGUAUAUCUGCAUAAUGUCCCAGGUUGGAGAUAGGGUUGUUAUAAGAUAACACUUUAAUUUCCAGUUAAUUCACAUCAACGGUAUUUUGGAGUAUUUAAAUUUUCACAAGAAUGUAGGAAAACAGUGUAGACAAAUAUAUCGAUCUUAAGCAGUUAAUAUUUUGGUAAUAAGUUAUAAAUGCCUAGCAGUCUUCGUUAUUGUCAUGAUGAUAAUUUACUAUUCUGAAUGCAUCUCUCUCUAUUAAAUACGAUAGUUUUCUUUUAAAAAGCUAACACAAGAAGAUAAUAAAUCAAAUAAGUUUUUGAGCAUCUUAAUUAACUAUUGCAAUCAAAACCAUAAUAAACAUUUAUCUUUAAAAAAUAUUAGUCAGGAUAAUAGUUGUUUUUUUAUAUAAUUGAGACUAAUAGCAUUCAACUGAAGAAUAAUUCAGACAUUUCAGAGUUUUUUUUUUUUUUUGGGGGGGGGGGGGGGGGGUGUCUGUAAAUUCCAGAAAUGACAUAUCAAAAAGGUGUUCUUAAAUUUGAAAUUAAAGAAAAUGAACUUUGUAAAUGCAUUUUUCGUAGGAAAAAUACUGGUGUCAGAAGAAGCGCAUUACAUUGCCAAAAAACAAGAGAUUAGGUCAUUUUAAACAACUUGUAGAGUCUUGAUUAUGCCACACCUAACGGGCAUGCAUGACAGAUUUUACGAUACAAAACAAAAUGUCUUUGGGUUAAUUUAUGAAACAUAUUCAAUUUACUUUUGAUCAUGUUCAUAUUGUAAGGUUUUGUUUAUUUUUGUUCUGCUUGCUUUAUGUAUUGCUAAAAGUUGGAAAUUAUUAGCAACAUGAAAUUAGACUGAAAAAAGUUAUACGUACUUCAAUUAACAUUGGUUUUCAAUGAUUUUCGUAUUUAAACAGUCUAAUGAAUUAUGCACUUUUAGAAAAUAAUAAUUACAACGAAAUUAAAAGCAUUUAAAACAAACUAAUUUAUAUAUGAUACAAAACAAAUUCAGGCCUACCAAUAUCCAAAUAAAUAAAAGGAGUUAAAAUAUCUGGAAUAUUCUAAUUUCGUCAGGCGUUUGUUCCUCGCUUUUUCUUGCUUUCUUUUGCGAAUUUUUAAAAAUAUGUACCAUUUUUUUAAAAAUUUAUUUGUAUUACUGUUGUAUAUGUGAGUUAAUUUUUUUUUUACAACUGUUUUUACUUUAUACAUUUCAAUUCUUUUUCUUAUGCAAACAUAAUGUAUAUUUUUUCAAACUGCAGAAAACCAAGCUUACUGCUUAUUGGACUGCACUCAUUCAUUAUUUAUUUAAUUUUGUCAUCUGCAUAUUUUGUGUACCAGUCAUUGUUACUUUCAUAAUCCCAACCUGGGAAGCUUUUUGAAUGCAAUAAAGGAUGUUGUAAUAUA